GCAAGAACAGGCAUGGCAACAAACCAAAAGACUGCAUUCUGGAGCUUGAAGAGCUGCGAAGAACAGAGGCUGACCAAUGUGUACUCGGAUCUAUAGCCUAUAGCCAAGGUGGCCGCAGUCAUAAUCUGGCGGAGUCAGCAUCGGCCCAAGGAACCCGAAGCCUUGCGUGGACAUCUUUCGCCGGUUCGAGUGAAGCAGAAAUGUCGAAUCUUUCAGAACACACCAAGGUCCCUUGUGCGAGAUCACCGACGGAGGACCUCAGGGUCUCUUCUACACACUCAGUACACCCACCUUUAUUCGCACUGAGUGCGUGUUUCCCUCAAAACUCCGGUAAGGGAAAGGCGAAUACAGUUAGUACGACUUCACUGGUGUGGGCGGCUUCUGUCGGCGGUUCUCCCGUUCUAUUUCCUGGAAAUGUUUGUCUGCGUAAGAGACUUCAAGACUCACCUGUGACGUCGUCGGAUACCAGAAAGACUUCAGAAGGUCUGGUUGGAUCGCAAGAGAGUAUGGUUUCCGGUACAAUCGAAACUGAACGGUAUAUUUCUCCUGAGAAGGGAAGAGACAGAGUCCAGGGUGGAAAGAAAGCCUCGGAGUUUCUUGUAGCAGUUCGUCGCGGAGUGACGCGUACAGUCUCACAGUCAGAAACUGCAGGACCAUUGCCUUCCGGAACACGUCCAGAACUUUUGUGCACGACACCUGUCUCCGGUCGUUCUGCUUCUGGGGAUCGUUCUCUUGUUUGUGCAGAGCUGUGUCACGUCGCGCCUCUCCACCUUGCUGUAUCUUCUACUAUGCAGAUGCAUCGCGUAGAGAAAAAAGUACGAACAGCGGGGGAAGCUGGUCAGGGGAAGUCUAGCGUGACUGACAGCGUCGUUGGAACGACGGUUGUGGUUCGGGAAACCGACGACGUUGAAACUUGUUUGCUGGAAGAGAGGGGAAAGCUCCAAGGUGGCACCCGCACUUCUUCAAGACUAAAAGGACAGUUUUCUUCAAUGUGUGACGGUGUCUGCGUUUCGUCUUCUCCCGCUCUGUCGACGGAUGUCUUUUGGGAUUCUUCGAAUGAGGACCCAGAGGUCCGGCUGCCGCCUCACACAUGGCCCAGCGGCUUCACACACCCUACGCGCUUUUCUCCUCAUACGCAGCACCGGCAGAGUGCUUUAUCGUUGGGACCAGAGUGCAGUUGUGGUAUAUUUGGCGGUCGCGGCUUAAGCAUCCGCAGACCAGGUGUGCAUCCAUCAAGUCGUUGCUGGGUAGACAGUGACAACCACGCCGAGUCUAGCAGGUUUAAAGCAGCACCAGGAUUAAGUAUGGUAGUUGAUAAACCUGAGGAAGGCAGAAGACAAGAGGUGGCUUGCAGUCUGCGGGAGUUGGGCACAAGCGCUAAGCACGGGAUCCUCCGCUCGAAACAACGGGAUGGCCGAACUGAAUGCGCUGACGGCUGUAACCAUAAAAUGCCGUCUGAGGCAGAGGUGGAAAUAUGUGAGACGAACACCACAUGUCGUCUCUUUGGAAAAGCCGUCCAGAAGGACAAAGGCAAAGAGCAGCCUACUUCGAUUCAACGUGUUUGUGGCGUCCAAGCAGAAAUCAAUAUUACUUGUGUGGAAAGUAGGGGAAGGAAAAACAGUGAUUUGGUAAGCAGUCAAUGCCGAGGCAAUAAAGAAGCAGCAGAAAGCGGUUCAUAUUGCACUGCAGAUCCGACAGGAGGAAGCGCUUUAUCGAAAUCUGUAUCUGGUCUGAUGUUCGGCAAUUCAGCACAACGCGAUAUUCGUUGUGGAGUUUUGUUGGCAAGAGAAGGACCGCUUGCAUACAAUUUUAGUACUUCUAGAUAUAUGACAGAUCCGACGGUCCUGUGCUCCGGAAGCAGACGGACGAACCAUCAAGAUAAUUCUUCUCUCUACUCGUUUGGUCCGUUCAACUACACAGCGGGAGCUGCUGUUGGGGCUCCCACUCGUAGCAACCGUGGAACGAAAAUCGGUGAUUGCCUGGCGCAUGAGCGAACCGAAGGAGUCCACCCGGAGGCACCAGACGAUGAGCCCGCCAGGAGCUGGCCAGCCAUGGCGUUUCUUUUUCCCUCUCCUCUUCAAAAAAGACUGAAGUUAUUUGCGACAGCACACAGCCGUUUUAAGCGAACAAUGAUUGAUCUGGAACAAGGGAAGCUUCGACAACCUCGGGCUUCGAGGCUGGGAGUUCCACGGUCUACGGUAAUAGAUUGUCCGACCACCUGCAACCGCAAGCUCGUGCACGUCUUUGGACGGCAUCGUAGAUCGCAGCUGCGUUCACCCUAUAACAUUCAAGAACGCAGAUAUCCUGCAGAUCAGCCGUGGCGGUGCUGUCGCCGCGAGUUGUCGGAGGGCACGGAGAAGACAAAAGAGGUGGAUCAAAGGGGGCGUUUAGUCUCGGCGGUGCACCCUAUUGAGCACACUGGAGCAGCUACCCAGCUAAAAGAUAUGGCACACACCCUGAACGAAAAGAACAGCAGAACAGCAGAAGAGGCGGCGCAUCCGACGUGGGCGGAAGGAAAAGUCGGGCUACCAGAUGAUCACGACAAUUUAAUGGCGAGUCUCUUCAGAAAAGCUUACACAACCCAGCUGAACUCAUCCAAAACCGUCGCUAGCAUCCGUCACACCAGCGCCGACAGCAGCACAGUUUCGGAAAGCCACGAUGACAGUCGACCUUCCGAUUUUGGCGCCGAAGCCAACUGUGGAGACACAAUAGUUCGCCGGCCACUUGGCGGCGCGGGGAAAAGCAGAAGUGGAGUGACCAGUCUCAAAGAAACCAGAAAAGUAAAUGCGUGGAAAAAACGUAUAUGGACGGAGAGUGGCCCCGCCGAAUGCAAGACCGCAACUAGCAAGGUGGCUGAGGUUGGGAAAUCCAGACAGGAGCCACAUUUCGACGACAAAUUAUUCGAUAACUGCGAUCCCCGAGAUGAGACACAAAACUCGGAGAAGAUCUGCCUCCAGGAGAUAUUUUGUCAAGACCUGAUGAUUCUCGAGUUUGUUGACGAAACGUUGAACCAAGGAAUGAGAGAUAGCAACGAGAAGAAAAACACAGGAGAUGUGGCCUGCCGACCGUCAGGAGACUGUAACCCGCGAAGAGACCGCACCUCUGACAGCAAGCAACCAAAACUGAAACUUCAGCAAUAUUGCCAUGCGGGGGCGGGAACUCCGCUGCCUGUACUCAUGCCGACAGAAUUCCUGAGCGACGAUUCUCUAAUAACAAAAGCGGAGGCACAACGCGGUGUUCAGUCAUCCCUGGUAGACACCCGUAAAUCCGUUCCCACGGUCACUGGACAGAAACGCUGCCACGAUGAGGUACACAGUUCACUUUUACAGAAGGAACUGUCUCCUCUGUUGUGCGACUACUGGACUCAAACAGCCACACUUGUCACAAAAGCCGGAGUAACCAUGUACUACGUCACUACACAGCAAAUUGGCGCGUCGUCAGAAAGAACAGAUCAGUCUGUGAGCGACGGCAAGGCAGAGGUGGGCAACACCAGCAUGCGUAGGACAAGUGGCCUGGAAACCUAUUCUCAGGCUCUAGGAGAGUUUGAUGCGGAACCAGAAGUGAAUGGAGAGAUUAUCAGUGACGACGGAAGCCUAGCGGCAACUGGCAGGAGUGGGGAUGCUCCUCCUUUUGUCGAAACACCAGCCAAUCAGCAUGGAAUUCAUCAGGUGGCAUGCGUAGCCACUCAGCCCAAUGCAGCCCUUAGAGUCGACACUUUGUCGCAGGUACCGCAUGGCAUUUACACGCGUUCAUUGGGGACGUCCUUUUCUACGGUCGAAACUGAAGAAGCCGAAGGAAUGUUAGCUGGCGUCUUUUCCGUCGUUGAUUCGGGGGGUGCCUCAGGUCUUUCAGGAGGAAAGUCGGAGGCUAAAAGACUGAAGAAUCAACACCUUCCGGGGGAAGCCGAAAGAGUUGCAUGCCGAAAAAUGGCACCGCCGAUUGCUUGGACACCUCCUUUCUCUCGAGAUAGGAACGGCAACGAAACGUUGGAAAGUACGAGGAAACCUCCUCAUCCUGACGAUCGAUGGACCAGCGGAACCACUGCGGCAGAGUCUUGUGUGAGUAGACAAGAUUCCACAGAGCGCAUUACAGCUGUUGUAAGCAACACCGAAACGGCGGCGCUGGAACCUGAGAACCUUCCGCCGCCGUACGUGAGGACUGUGCCGAGCGCACCGGAGCCGAUGGAAGGUUGUGGACAAAAACGAAGCCGCUUAUUAGUGAACAGUAGAACAGGUAGCCACGGGCCGCCGCCGGAUAUCUCUGCGCCGCUUACACAGCGGAUACGGCUGUGGCCUAACGAAGAUGAUGUCGAAGAAGAUGAAUCUGGAAAACAGUUUUUGGAGUCACUCGCUUGCCGACAACGAUGCCAUCUUGCUACUAUGCGUCCUCUGCCUUCCAGCCAAGACGAUCUGACUGGAUGGUGGGGUAGCACCAGCGGCUCAGAUACGGAGCAACAUAGCCACAUCUGUGAUGAACGCACCAGUGUUAGAGCGUUUAGUCGCCUACAACAGCGUCAGGGCUCCUGUAUCAGUUCUCACAUCAAGCUUUCUCUUUCUGAAGGAGUUCCUUUAGGACCAGCGAAAUCCUGUAUCGAGAAGAACGAACGAGCGGAUCUCCAUCUGUGGCAGCGGCGCACUCCUCAACCCCAACUAUCAGCGUCAUCAGCUCAAACAUUAAGGGAUAGCGAGGUGCUGCAAAGACAGCGGAGUGACAACAUUACAUUGGAACAAACGCUGCAUUCGGUAGCAAAAGAAGCGGAUACUACGGUCCAGCACCAUGUUGCAGCGUUGGGAAUCUUGGGGCUGUGUUCGGCUUCCCCUACGUUUGUCCCACAAGCCUUUCAGCAGCCAGUCCACCAUCAAAUUGAGCAGCAUUUGCUUUUCCACCAACAUGAAAGUCAGCCGAACCACGAUCAUCAUCAUCCUUCACACUCUUGUCGAGGUCCUCAACUGCUGCCGCGGGCGGACCUCCAGCCGAAGCUAGUGACCGGAAGCGUGCACAUGCAAGAAACGAACUCGUUGUUUCCUAAGUCCCGGCGUAGCUCAUUCUGCGUCACUUCAGCUAGCGAGUGUGCGUCUGAUCGAGUGUCACGUCGAGCGAUGCCGUCCUCACGAGGAAGGGCAUCUGGUCCGCCUUCCUGUGAUCGGCUUCCUUCUUUCCGUCCUGCUGAUCAUCUGGAAGAGAAUCCUGGCCACAACAGCGCAGCCCUUUCACAAAAUAUAAGGCCUAGAGGACCUCCGAGUCUGCUGGCAGAUACGUGUCCUAUUCAUCCACUUUCUGAAGAAUAUCCAAUCCCCCUACGCUCUGCGGACGGAAGACACAGUGGAGGAGCUUGCGACGUACUCUCUAGAGGUAUAUUCUGCGCUGGCGAAGGGGAUUGGAGUUCUGGAAAGGAGUGCACCUCGUGUACCGGAAACCAUGUGUCGCAUCAAUGGCAACUACAGCAGAAUCACCAUAAUAUCUUAAUAUCGAAGAAUGCUAGAACAACGGACAUUCCACACCAGCCAAUCUGUCUUCCUGGUCCCCCUUCCUAUCGUCUAGGCGGACUCUCCUCGUCUUCUUUUAGCGGCGAAACGACAACAGCGGCUACAAUAGGUCCAGGUAUUGCAUCUCAUCAUGGGAACGGAGGUCAUCGUGGACAUGGUGAAACAGCUGGAGAUUCCUGGGGGAAGGGGCUCGUCAGGAGAAAAGGACGACGCCGGGUUCGGCCACCAUUCAAAAGAUUCCGUUGUGCAAUGGUUCCUCGUGUCGAAAAAUGCAGGAGCAGAACUUUGGACGGUUUCGCAAGUGGAACGUUGUCAAUGCGGCUGCAAUUGACGGAACCACUAGCUCCUCACAUAGAAGGCGUGACCUCUUGUAAGCGGAAUACGUGUCGACGACAGCAGCAGCGAUGUCCGCACCGGCGUUCCUCAUCUGUCCAACAGUGUUCCGAGAAUGUGCUGAACUCAGAAGGUCCAGCACGAGCUUUAGAUUGCCCAGAGCAGUAUCCAACAACUGGGCCAAUCUCUGGAUCAUCAACUCAGUGGGAAUGCGCACCGGGUGAACACAGAUUAAACUCGGUACUGAUUGAUCAGACGCCUUCCCUUCAGAAUGUCGCCGAAGAAGAAAUGCAGUCGCUGAGACAACUCUCACGUACCACAUCACCGUUCUUAGUGACGAGUCGUGCGUCAGGUGGCGCUUGGGUAGAACAACCUCAGGCUCGGACUCUCAAGUGCACAUCCUUGGGAAGUCUUGGAAUCACACUGCAGAACGAAGGCCUGGGCCACAGUCGACAAGAUCCUUCUCAAGUGCCGACUUAUGGAAACGUGAUCGAUCCCAGGCAUCAGAUGCAACGCGUUGAGGCUGGUAACACAGUUCAGUGUCUGAGGGAAUGCCCGAACGAAGUGUUGCCCCGGCAUCGUAUGACAGUCCUGGAAACGGUUGCCCAGAGUCCAAGCAUAGAGCUUCUUUCACAUCCUCAGGUGGCGACGAAUGAGAAGGAAAUACAACGAGUGGCACCUGAACAGCCGUCAUGCCAUCAUGGUAACAGCCCGCCUUUAGAGCAACAAGAGUUUCUAUAUCAAACCCCAUCCGCACCGCCUUUGCGUCCACUGGCUUUGCAGCCACCCAAAAAAGGUGAACGGGAUGAACAGGAGCAGCAACUGUUACAGCGCCGUGGUCCUUUUGCUCAAGCUGGAGUGUCGGUUCCGAGGUCACUCGCACGGAGCGCCCAGGUCAACAUUCGCCGACUGGCCGCCCGGCUGUUGGACGACAAUGCCUCUGUUCUACCUCUAGCAUCUCCGGAGCAACCAAGAGCUUCCACACUUAAACAAACGCCGGUGGUUGACUUCCCUGAGUUAGCGAUACAGUCGCUGUUGCCGUCGCUCGAUGGAGGAAAAUCUCCCCCACUAACGAAACCCAUGGAUUACAUCCAUCUCGCUACGUGUUCCCGCCAGCAGCAAUAUGGUAAUAGGGGUCAGUCAAAAGGUGCGAUGGCCAGGCUUGUUGCACCACCAUCUCGCAGUCUUCAAUCAGAGCAAAGGGCGCAAGUAAUGCGUUCUCCAAUGAGUAUGUCAGCGAUGAGGUUCCAACACCAAGUGAACCACCACCAUCACCGCCGCAUUCCGGGCUUCCAUCUCGAAUCAGAUCAGUCAUCUGCGCUUGAAACUAUCGACAGACGGUAUGCACCUCAUGCUCCACCCCCUCUGGUGAGCGCCGGAAGGUCUUCCCCGUUAUCGCGUCAUACAUCGUCUGCAAUACUGAACCACCGCAUGACAUGUCGAUCGUUGCGUCAGCAACGACGCGCGUAG
Toxoplasma gondii ME49 is the source of this 7289-nucleotide messenger RNA. RefSeq lists its product as hypothetical. Bases 201 to 7289 code for a protein of 2362 amino acids. Lineage: Eukaryota; Apicomplexa; Conoidasida; Eucoccidiorida; Sarcocystidae. The record is from RefSeq and is a predicted model, not a curated record. The transcript has a single exon.